AUGGCUGGGGCAUGUGCUAAAGAUGGGCAGAACCAGACACCAUCACGCUGCAUUAAGAUGGACAACACCUUGGAAGAGAAAGAGCGGCGGAGUUCCUGGAUAAGGAUUGUGGAAGAUGAGUUGAAGGCAGCAGGGAGGACCUGGAAUGAAAUAGGAUGGCUUACGCAGGACAGUGACGGCUGGAGGAGAUUUGCGCCUUAUGCUCCACCGGAGCGAAGAGGAUUUACAUUACGUUCCACCAUGAAAGAGCCUUUGUCAUUACACAUACUAGAAUACGAAACGGAUGGUUAUUUGGAAGAAUUGCAACAGAAAUGGUUUGGGACAAUGAUAUGCUACAAAGAGGGCGACCUCGGUUCAAGUGACAUUGGAGAUAACAAGGUCCGAUUGGCACAUGUAGCAGGGUUGUUUAUAAUGCUGCUGUUUGGAAUUGGCGUCGGAGGUAUGAUUCUUCUUCUGGAAUACAUCAUGUAUAACUACGCAGUUCCUCGCCUACAUUCUCAACCCGACAAAAGGAAUUGGCUCGUAUUAAGUCAGCGCUUGCACAGAGCGGUGAAUACAGAAGAUUUGGUUUCAUCUAAGGCUAAUAUGCAAGAAAUGAUCACCAUGGUUAAGAAGGGACAAUUCACUAAGAUGUUUCAGAGAGAACAACUCAGAAGAAAGUCUAUGAUGCGAAGAGAGUCGAACAUGGAAAUGGGAUCAGAUGCAAAUUUAAAGGAUCUCAUUGAUUCUGUUGCAUGGGUAAAAAAUGACAGCAAGAGGCCCAGCCUUCAAGAGGAGAGUAACCAUGGUAACGGAUUUAAUAGAGCGAAGGAGAAAGAGAUGGAAGCUAGGCAGGAUUCCAGGAAAGCUUCUUUCCAUUGUUACCGACCAAAUCGUCUGCCAGACAUUCCUAGCGACAGUGACACGUCCUACGACAAUUUACAACGAUUUUCACCAUCGGGAGAGUUGGUAAGGUUUUCUCCACACGGCGAUGUAAUCAGUCAAUCUCCGUCAGACUCAAUGAAUGAAUUAGAACAAUUGGAAAACACAAGGUGGGAUGAGCAUGAGCAAGAUAGCUUUCUCAGUUUGAACUCUAAUCCAGGGGAAGAUGACAACGUAUGUUAUCCCAGUUUAGGUAAUCCUGAAAGUCAUGAACAAUCUGACAGUUUUGAUAGAAGGUACCGUCCACGUUGUUUAAGUUCGGAAAAUAGUAACGUUCAUCCGGAGCAGUAUCUUGGAGCCCACGGUAUUCUAAAUAGGUAUAAUGGACAAACUAAAUUUGGGUCGUGGACAGAAGAUGAGGAUGAGGAGGAUGAGGAUGAAGAAGACCAUGAACCGAGUGAAACACACCCAAUGAUGAUGGAAGAUAACCUGCCAAGAUACAGUCAGUUGUUAACAAAUCAGCGUGAUUAUGCAAAUAGUUCUUUUAAAAACCCUCAGUUUGGCGAAGAUUAUUCAAACAGAUAUGACCCUUACGACCCAGUUCUAUUUGACCCAAGGCAACUGUCGAAGGAAGAACUUGUAGUGAAGUGGCGACACUCUCAACGAGAACUAACGAAGCGCCUCGGUAAAGCUCUGAGCGAAAAGGCCAAACUGGAAAUGCGGGUGUCUGAAUUACAAUCUCAGCUGGACGACAGGUGA
This is a messenger RNA of Saccoglossus kowalevskii, 1620 nucleotides long. RefSeq lists its product as uncharacterized. The record is from RefSeq and is a predicted model, not a curated record. NCBI's taxonomy places the organism in Eukaryota, Metazoa, Hemichordata, Enteropneusta, Harrimaniidae.